CAGCCGCCGCCCGUUAGAACGGGUGUAGCCGCCAUCCAUCCAUCAGUCGUGAUCAAAACAAACUACACGUGCGCACGUGUCAUUUUGACGUUCGGUUCAGUUUCACUCGCGAUGCGUUUCGUUUCAAAGCAUCGAACAAACUGCUGCGUGUCGCUUUAGAAGGGAAGAAGCCUUGCUUCGAACUUGCGUUUAAUGCGAUCAAAUCGACGACCCAAACACCGGCUGCAAUGCAACGCAGGCGACAGCGUGACAGGAUGGGCCUUGUGCUGCUCCUAAACCAUGUAUUGUUUGAAGUUGGGGUAGAAACAAUUCCACCGGCCACGCUCUUGACUGUUCUCGCUCAAGCGUGCGUUUUCCUCCAACUUUUCGAACUGCCCUGGCGCGACAUCUACGGCGCUUGCAUUAGUGUUGACACCGUUCUUUUCAAGAAACAGUGGAUGCGCAUCUUCUACGGGGCGGUCGAACACGGCGACAGUCUACACCUGUAUUACAACAUGGUUUCCUUCAUUUGGAAGGGAAAGCUUCUCGAACCUGCCUUCGGGAGUGCGCAAUUCGCUUACAUCAUCAUCCUCUUUACUGCACUCUGUAGCGUUGUGUUCGUAGGUUUAAACUAUCUGUUGGCCACGUUCAUCGACGUUUCGUUCGACUACCACUGUGGUGUCGGCUUCUCCUGCGUUAUCUUCGCCCUCAAGGUACUUAGCAAUUACUACUUCCCCGAACAACGUCGGCGCGUUCUGGGCAUCAUCGUUGACUUGCCCUCCGGACAAAUCGUCUGGGUAGAGCUGGUGCUCCUUCAGCUUGUCACGCCGAAUGCCUCUUUCGUCGGUCAUCUCGCCGGUAUCCUAGUCGGCGUCGCCUACGUCUACGGAGUCACCACGCCCAUCUCCGACCUCGUCUGGAACCUCCUCGGGCAACAACCCGUGCGCCUCACGCGACCGCGACAUGACCGUCGGCGUGAACCUGGCCGGCUGGCUUCGUUGCCCUACGGGGCUAUCCUUGUGUCGGCGGUGCUCGUCAUGUUGCAAUUGGACCUUGUGCCGCACCACUGGAAGAAGCUGGUGAAGGGUCCGUGCGUCACUUCUUCACUCGUGAUAGAUCAUCGCCAGUGGAAGCUGUUGUUCCUCCCGGCAUUGCACUCCACGGAAUAUCUGCACAUGGUCUACACGGUGCUGUCGUUGAUCGGCCUCGGCUUCUAUCUUGAACGUAGGAUGGGUGUCAACCGCUUCCUAGGCGCACUCUUGGGCCUCACGGUCACCACCAACUUCGCUUUCUGCCUGAUGACAUAUUACAUCCUGCCUAACUACAAGGAGAUUGCCGGUGUGCAUGCCUUUGAAAUGCACUAUAAGUGCUUCCUUGGUUUGACGGCUACGCUGAUUGCCAUGAAGGGCCUCUACGCCGCUUAUUACCCUAGGGACAGAUACUUGUUUUUGUUCUUUUUGGUUCCAGUGCCCAAGAUAUUAGGCGCCGUUUUUGAAGUUGCACUACUUCAUUUUAUAUUGCCACAUGUGUGGAUAGUGGGCAACAUAAUAGGUUUUUGCAUUGGACCCUUGUUGGUAAUAUUAUCAGGAAUUUCUUAGUAACUGCUGUGUGCUUUUUUUUUUUUUUGCCUAGCAUCAUUGUACAUAUUUGUCAUGUUGCAGUUCCCCUUCACACACUAUUCAUGGACUAAUGAAGCAAUGCCACUUUUUGUGAUACUGGCAUGAUUUAGCGUGUACACUCAGUUGAAGGCCUAUGCUAUUUUUAAUGGAGGAUAUAUAGCACUACCAACAUGCUCGAGUUCGUCAUCCGUUAAAAUACUUGAUGGAAACUACUUUGUGCUUCACUGAAUGAAACGAGCCAACUUUUUCCACUUUUGAGUGACAUAAAAAAAUAUUUUUGGACUUGAAGGUUACAGAGUGAACAAAGUAUUAGAUUCAAUGCAUGUUUAAUCAAUGAUGCAUGUCACAUAUAUUGGCAACCAGGUCAUGCCUGAGCACAACUGUACAUCAUACUUCUUAUGCCCAACUAUUAGCUAUAAUUUGCUGGUCAAAUAAAGACUUUGUAUUUGCAUUGCUGUCACAAUUUGUGACCUUAAUGAGCACAACAAAUUUUAAAGAACCCGAUAGCAAAAAUGAAGCCAAGCUGUGCAGCUAACAAGCUUUCCCGUAAUUUAUUCUCUGCGUAAAGGUGACCUCGUAGCUCAGAAUAGCAUGUGAAGGCACUGUCAUAUUCAUGCAUUGUAGAAUUGAUAAUGUAAUAGCCUUGCUGCAUGUGUACCUUUACUGUUCUUAAUGGGCCAGUGCUCAUGUCAAUGUAAAAGCAUGAUGCCUAUAUGUGGAGUGGCAGCUUUGCAACAUCACAAACUCACUAGAGGGUUUUGGUCUGUUCCCUUACAUAGUGGAUUUUGCAGAACUCUGGAGACUAAAGCCCCUUUCACACGUUUCUGCCAACCUGGUGCCUCCAUGGAUGGAGGGAUGGAUGGAAAAAUUGACAGCAUGGGGACAAUUUCAUUGGCAUUUUCUUCGAAAGAUGGCACAGUAAAAUAGUCACUUAGCCUCCUUGAGCUAAUCAGGCAUUAUAUAUACAUGCAUAGCAAUGUAGCAUAUUGCCUGUCUCUACAUUACAACCUACAUUUUUAUAUUGUAGUUAACUAUGCCAGUAACAUCUGAUUAUAUGAACUUCUUGCCUUCUUUAUUUCCAAUCAUAUGCUGAUGAUGUCUUGCUUAUCUCAACUGCUGACCAAUGAACUCCUAUUUAUUUAUUUUUUUCACUCUCUUAUGGAAUCUUUUAAUCCCAUUCCUCAUCCCUAUACAGAGUAGCAUGGCAGAAGUUGUAUAUGUGCCCGCAAAAAUGUGUUUUUAUAAUAGUCUCUCUCUUCCUUACAACUAGAAAUAUGCUCAUUUUCAGUGCUUGUAGGCUUUUGUAAGUCUUUACAUGUUAUUUCACAACAUAUCAGUCACAACAUAUGCUGUGAUACAUAAAAUUGUAUACUUAUUAAUGUGGUUUCAAUUAAACGAUAUUAGCUCAGAGAGUUGAGAAUUCCUAUGUGAAACUUUAAGGAAGCACCAGAAGAAACGUGAAAUAAAGUAAUUAUUUGCUAC
This is a messenger RNA of Dermacentor albipictus, 3080 nucleotides long. RefSeq lists its product as uncharacterized. NCBI's taxonomy places the organism in Eukaryota, Metazoa, Arthropoda, Arachnida, Ixodida, Ixodidae. Gene Ontology annotation, molecular function: serine-type endopeptidase activity. Gene Ontology annotation, cellular component: membrane. The record is from RefSeq and is a predicted model, not a curated record.